AUGAAGAUUUUCUUAUUCACAGUUCUACUCGGAGUUGCAAACUGCUUAAGAGCACCUAGUACGUGCGCGCAGCCUGGACAGAUAGCCCUAGUCUUCAGCGAUGGGCCUGUGCAGACAACCCCCGAGCUUGUGCAAACUCUCUCAGACCAAGGCAUCCCUGCCACCUUCAUGUUCUCCACUGUUAACAUCGAUCACUCAGGUGUCUCUGACGUGAUAAGACAGGCUGUUGACGAAGGAAACACUGUGGGUCUCAGAACAAACCCCAUCUACAACUUCAGCGACAUGGAGGAAGAAGAGAUAAGAGAGGCAAUUGUGUGCGAGCUGAACGUCCUUGAUGAGGUUUCUGGGCAGAAAACAAAGUACAUCUCCAUCAAUCAGCCAGAUGUAAUGAACAGCACCGUUUUGAAGGUGAUUGACGAGCUGGAUCUCGUCCUGAUCAACUACAACUACGACAUGUACGGCACUGACGAUGACUGCGAUGACAUGCUCAACAGAUGGAAGCUGAAGCUGAAGUCUGUGCGCCCCCAGUCCACAUCAUACAUUGUGCUGCAGCACGACCAAAGAGAGUCUGAGCUGGGAAUGGUUCCAGAUGUUGUUAAUAUGGGAGAUGCUGCAGGGUUUAAGUUUGUGAACAUUGAUGACUGUCUCUCGGGCGUAUCGAUGGAUGGGCCCGCGCCUUCAGGCGGAAGCGCAGCGUCGUGCUCCAGCGAGCCCUCUGAGAGAACGGGAACAAACAAAAACAGCUCGAUGUCUCCUUUGAUCCUUAUGGGAUGCGUAGCAGGUCUUCUUGCUCUUUAA
Molecule: messenger RNA, 798 nt
Organism: Nematocida minor
Lineage: Eukaryota; Fungi; Microsporidia
Exons: 1
Coding region: 1-798 (265 amino acids)
Biological process (GO): carbohydrate metabolic process
Cellular component (GO): membrane
Molecular function (GO): chitin deacetylase activity
Source: RefSeq, a predicted model, not a curated record